AUGAAUUCCAACAGCAAAAACUCCGUUUCCAGCGAUCUUCUCUCCAAGAAACCUACCAGAAAGGACGCUGUCUCCUCCGCCGCACCGAUGAAACCCUCCACCGCACCGAUGAAACCCUCCACCGCACCGAUGAAACCCUCCGCCGCACCGAUGAAACCUAUUGGCCAAUCCGGCGUCUCCGGUGAUUCCUCUUUGAAGAAACGUAACGGCAAGGCCGUUGUCUGCUCUGAUGUCCCCUCCGACAAAAACGAUGGCGUCGUGUUCUUUAAAAAUGAGACCAGGAAUGCACUCUCGAAGAUCCUUAUUGGUCUAGAGAUGCUUUUGAUUGACGAAGAGGGUACUGUGAUUCAGGGAUUCAUCCCACCAUCGAGGAUUGGCACUUAUCUGCGACACAUGAUUCCCGGUUCCACUUACAGACUCAACAACUUCUUUGGUUCUAAGACCAAGAAGGUGUACCGGGUUGCUGAUCCAGACGUGACCAUUGCUUUCUCAUGGAACUCUGUCCUCUCUGUUCUCAAAGACAGUUCGAUUUGGUUUCCUGAAGAUCGAUUCCGUUUCCAUGGCUAUGAACAGUUCGAAGCGGCCUGCGACCUCAGAGGGGAUCUGUAUGAUUAUAUUGGUCAUAUUAGCUUGGUGAAUGAGCAGACUCUUAACGAGAGUCUUGUGCUUGAUGAAGUCGAGAUAGCUUCUAUGCGGCGAAUUUUGGUUCAUGUUCAGACACAUGAGUGCUUUAUCUCUGUCAUCCCUAUCAUCUUCACGGGUUUUUUUGAUAUGGAUGUUCAACCAACCACGGAGUAUCUGGCUUGGCUUGAAUCAAACUCAGAAGUUGCUAAUAGAGUUAAUGUUGAAAUUGUCACCAAGGCUGAGACAGCUACUAUAGGGGAGCUAUUCUCUUACAUGAAGCAGGAAGAAGCGAAGGUCGCUUGGUUCGAGUGUACAGCCACUAUUGAUGAUGUUGUGCGUGAUUCCGCAUGGUAUUACAUUGCUUGUGGUGGGUGCAAGACUAAAGCAACUAAAGGACCUACCACGCUUAUGUGUAAGAAGUGUGGAAAGGCUGAGAUUACUGGUGCUGCAGAGUAUCUCACUAAGCUCUAUGUCUAUGACAACAAUGAUUAUGCGAGCUUUGUGGUUCUCGGUGACGCUGGGCAUGAGUUAACUGGGAAGAAAGCCUCUGGAUUGGUUGAGAGCUACUAUGAGGCUAAUGAGGGCGCAGUAGAUGGGCAUGUAGUCAUGGUGCCUCAAGCCAUGAUUGAUACCAUUGGACAGACACGCACGUUCGUUAUCAAGAUAUCAAACCACAACCUGGAAGGCAAGACGCAAGCUUUAACUGUCACCAAGGUCCUCCCUCUUGAGGUUCCAGCGCUUGGAUGCGAUCUAGACGACAUUGUGGUUGUCCCUCCUACUGCGGUGACUUUGGAAACUGGUAAUCGUGAGGAAGGUUCUUCCAUUUUGAAUGAGGAACAUGCAGAUGAUGGGUUGAAAAGAGGUUCUGAUAUGAUUGUGUCAGAUGAUGCUAAGCAUGCUAAAUGUGGCUAA
Molecule: messenger RNA, 1536 nt
Organism: Brassica napus (rape)
Lineage: Eukaryota; Viridiplantae; Streptophyta; Magnoliopsida; Brassicales; Brassicaceae
Exons: 9
Coding region: 1-1536 (511 amino acids)
Biological process (GO): nucleotide-excision repair; double-strand break repair via homologous recombination; meiotic cell cycle
Cellular component (GO): nucleus; DNA replication factor A complex
Molecular function (GO): single-stranded telomeric DNA binding; damaged DNA binding
Source: RefSeq, a predicted model, not a curated record